AUGCAGUGCAACAAUUACAGCCGUGCAACAGAAAUAUUUCUUUUGGGUUUUCAGAAUCUUCACAGCCUUACCAUCAUUUUCUUUCUUGUAUUGCUAAUCAUCUACUGCAUAACACUAUGUGGGAACCUGCAGAUCAUCUUAUUGGUGUCAUCCAGCAAGAACCUCCAAAAGCCAAUGUACUUCUUCCUUGCUCAGUUAGCCUUUUCAGACAUCUUACUGAGCAACUCUAUUGUACCCAACAUGCUUCGUAUUGUUCUCCAUGGAGGAGCCACCAUAACAUUUGAGAGCUGUCUUACUCAAUUUUAUUUUUUCACGGCCUCCGAAGCCUUAGAGUGCCUCCUACUUACGGUGAUGUCCUACGACCGAUAUCAGGCCAUCUGCAACCCAUUACAUUAUACAUCUGUUAUAAACCUUGAAUUUUGUCUAAAAACAGUUAUUUUGUUUUGGGUAUUUAUUUUUCUAAUUAUACUGAUGAUUUCAUUAUCAAUAAGCCAAUUACAAUUCUCUGGUUCAAAUAUCAUUGACCAUUUCUUCUGUGACUUUGCUCCUCUUCUUGAACUGUCCUGUUCAAACACACUUGUAGUUGAGCUGGAAAGCAUGGUGCUGGCGUUCCCUCUUGUUAUUUGCCCUUUUGCUGUCAUCACAGUUUCCUAUAUUUAUAUUGUUUUUACCAUCCUAAAAAUACCAUCCGUUACUGGGAGGCAGAAAACUUUCUCGACCUGUAGUUCUCAUUUGGCUGUGGUGUCCUUAUAUUAUGGGUCAUUAAUUAGCAUCUAUUUAUUUCCAAACCAAGAAAAUAUAAAGAAGUUUUUUUCCCUGUUCUAUACAGUAAUAACACCUCUGCUUAAUCCUAUAAUAUACAGCCUAAGGAAUAAUGAUAUAAAAGAGGCUCUUGCUAAAAAAAUUGUUUUGCUUAAUGCUAAAAUAUUGGAUUAACCUCCCACU
This is a messenger RNA of Rana temporaria (common frog), 945 nucleotides long. Its product is annotated as olfactory receptor 11L1-like. Gene Ontology annotation, molecular function: G protein-coupled receptor activity; olfactory receptor activity. The transcript has a single exon. Gene Ontology annotation, biological process: G protein-coupled receptor signaling pathway. The coding region runs from base 1 to 936 and encodes 311 amino acids. Gene Ontology annotation, cellular component: membrane. NCBI's taxonomy places the organism in Eukaryota, Metazoa, Chordata, Amphibia, Anura, Ranidae. The record is from RefSeq and is a predicted model, not a curated record.